Molecule: messenger RNA, 5298 nt
Organism: Oncorhynchus tshawytscha (Chinook salmon)
Lineage: Eukaryota; Metazoa; Chordata; Actinopteri; Salmoniformes; Salmonidae
Gene: recql4
Product: RecQ helicase-like 4
Exons: 26
Coding region: 190-4896 (1568 amino acids)
Biological process (GO): telomere maintenance; DNA replication; double-strand break repair via homologous recombination
Cellular component (GO): chromosome; cytoplasm; nucleus
Molecular function (GO): nucleic acid binding; zinc ion binding; 3'-5' DNA helicase activity
Source: RefSeq, a predicted model, not a curated record
CGUAGUUGUUACGCAACAUGCGUGAAUAUUGGGAGUUCUGCAAAAGUUAAGGAAUUAAUGAAAAAUGAACAGUAACAUUACACUCCGUUUCAAAGGAAUAGACACAUUUCAAAUGACAUAUUAUGGCUAUGUAUAGUGUUAUAAUGAUAUGCAAGAGUACAAAAGGGAAAAUAAGUAAACACAUGAGUGAUGGAUCGAUACAAUGAUGUGAAGAUUCUUCUGAAAACCUGGGAGCAGUCAUUUGUUCAAGAACAUCAAAGAAAGCCCAACAAGGGUGAUAUUGACGCAGCCCCAGAAGAGGCUAAAAAGCUCUACAAAGAAUAUCGAACACUCAAGCAAGCAAAAGAAAACAGCAACAAUGGGCAUACAGACCCAACACCUACCGCACAGACUCAGUCAUCUGAGAAGGUUGCUGGAUCGAAUCCCCGAGCUGACAAGGAAUCCGAUUGCUGGGGCACUCACCUGAACCGUAAGAGCAUGCCGGUGGCUGCCCCCAAACUGACGCUGACGCCCAAGGACAAGGAGUCCCUCCAAGCCUCGGCCCAGUACUUUGGCAUGAAGCUCAAGUCAAACCUGGGUGCUCUAACAAAGGAAAGACCGGUUUCUCUGAAGAAGUCGUUCACGCCACGUCGAACACCUCUGAAGUCCUGGAAAGACGGCCAGAGCCCAAACCCUGCAGCUGGUGCUGCAGGCAGCGAUACACUGCUAUCCCCUCUGCUAAAGCCAGCCAACACACGUCCACACCUCCUGGCCUGUCCAGUGCAGACAGGGACAGAACACCCACAGCAGCCCUUUGAGCCAAUACCAGCCUUCACGCCCUCCAAACUGUGGUCUCCUGCAGCGGGGGCAUCAUCAGACAGACCAGCAGGAAGUAGGGCCCAGCAGCUCAGACAGACCUUCACCAAGAGGUUAUCCUCUGUAGACAGCAGCUGGCUCGAGAGAUGUCAGGUGUUUGACGAGGUGGGUGUCGCGGAGAAGCCGGUUGUGGGUAAUUUGUCUCUCGCCGUGGUGUCGGCGGUAGAUUCACCACAGGCCAAAGGGGGAGGUGUUGGCGAGGGAGAGAACCCAGGACGUGCCGCCAGUUCCUUUGUCAUACCUUCCAUGCAGAAUGAAGGGACAACUCUCCUGGGGGAGAGGGCUUCCAAGAGUACCAUGCCACAGGCUCUGCCUUUUUCAGACGAGCAACAGCCCAAAAUUGGUUGUGGCGUAACGUCUGCAGCAGUCCCAGCCAGUCUGCGGUCCACUGGACAACACUCUUCAUUGGGGUCUGGCUCCGGAGAGGGAAAGGAUGGAGAAACCAGACCAGGUCUCAGAGGACAGGCCGAGGGCGGAACGUCAGAAGAGACAGCCAUCGGCGCCUCCACCGCCAAGAAAUCUCGAGCAAGGGCCAGAAAGGGCCGGGUAGGAAGGGUUGAAGAGGAGGCGGAGGUGUCGACGCAGCCACCACAGAAGGCCGAGGGUGACGAGCUCGGGCCGGAGAAGAAAGGUACGAAGAAAAAGGCCAAAAAGAGGCAAAGGGACCUUGACACAGAUGGAGAGAACCCUGACGACACAGAGAAAGAGGGGGCGGUGAAAAAGAGGAGAACCAAAAAGGUUACAGAGGCUAUAGUUGAUGGCAGGAGUCCCAAAAAAGUCCCCAGAGUGACUCAGACGGGUGAUGGAAAUGCUAGUGAACAGGGGAGUGGUGAUGUCACAGAGAAGGAAGCAGUGAAGCAGAAACCAAGGGUUCCACAGGAGAACCUCCUAGGAGAGGUGGAUGAGGAAGAUGUCAAAGCUGCCAGGAACAGAGGGAGCAACACUAUGAGACCUAAACCCACCAAGAACUCGGACUGUAACUUUGUAAGGAUCAACCUGAAAAAUAAGUCUCAUGUCAAAGGAUACGCAUGUAGGGGCGCUGGCCUACGGAAGCAGUUGACCAUGGAGAAGUUCCAGCUAAAGGGGGAGAGGUUUGGAGGACCAGACUCGCGGUUUAGAGGGGGAAGGGGCAGAGGAGGGUUUAGAGGUGGCUUCGGAGGGUUCAAUCGUCCAGGGGACACCUGCUUCAAGUGUGGAGGCACAGGACACUGGGCUAUGAACUGCAAGGGCAGAGUUGCAGCUCCAGUAGACGGUGCUGCUGCUGCUGAGGCGUCUGCGGUUGAGGAGCCCUUCGAACUGCCUACCUUGGAAGAAGUUGCCCGGGCAACGGGAACGCUGCGUUCCGAGCCUCGGGUGGCGUCCCCCGUUGUUAAAGAGGAGAAUGAGGGUCUGGGGGAGAAGCAGGAGGAUGGUGGUGGUGAUGAGGUCUUGUUGAAUGUGAUCAGGCCGGAUUACGAGCGCCUGCUCCCUCCGCCCCCCAUGCAGCCCCUCUACCCCCUAGGGGAGGACGGCAAAGUACAAGCGGUGCCCUCUGAAGUUAAUGAAGCACUUAAAGACUUUGGGUACAAGUCUUUCAGACCAGGGCAGGAACAGGCCAUCAUGAGAAUUCUAUCAGGUCUGUCCACGCUAGUGGUGCUCUCUACGGGCAUGGGCAAGUCUCUGUGCUACCAGCUGCCUGCCUACCUCUAUGCCCAGAGGUCGAACUGUAUCACUUUGGUGGUGUCACCACUGGUGUCUCUUAUGGAUGAUCAGCUUUCUGGACUCCCAUCCAAGCUGAAAGCGGCUGCCAUUCACUCCAAUAUGUCUAAAAAACAGCGAGAGGUUGCCAUUGAGAAGGUUAAGGCAGGUGAGGUCCAUGUCCUGCUCCUGUCCCCUGAGGCGUUGGUAGGUGGAGGUCACUCUGGCUCUGGCUGUCUUCCCCCAGCUGACCAGCUCCCCCCGGUGGCCUUCGCCUGUAUCGACGAGGCCCACUGUGUCUCAGAGUGGUCACACAACUUUAGGCCCUGCUACCUGCGUCUCUGCAAGGUGUUGAGGGACCGUCUGGGCGUGCGUUGCCUGUUGGGUCUGACUGCCACCGCCACCCUGUCCACAGCCCUGGACAUCGCUCAAAACCUGGGCAUCACUGACCAGGACGGUGUUGCUGUCCGCUCAGCCGCCGUGCCUAACAACCUGCAGCUGUCUGUCUCCAUGGACCGAGACAAGGACCAGGCCCUGGUGUGUCUGCUGAAGGGAGAGCGGUUUGGGUCUCUGGAGUCCGUCAUCAUCUACUGCACCAGGAGAGAGGAGACGACCCGUAUAUCUGCCCUGCUCAGGACCUGCUUGCAGGGGGUGCUGUUGAAGGAGUCUAACCGUACAGCUAAUCAGGAGGCAGAUGACAACCCUGUAGGGAAGAAGAAGAAAGCUUUGGCCAGGAAGAAGAUCCGUAAGCCUCUGAAGUGGAUGGCUGAGUCCUACCAUGCCGGCAUGUCGUCCUCUGAGCGCCGUCGCGUCCAGAACAACUUCAUGUGUGGUGAGCUGCGAGUGGUGGUCGCCACGGUAGCCUUCGGCAUGGGCCUGGACAAGUCGGACGUGCGCGGAAUCGUGCACUACAACAUGCCCAAGAGCUUUGAGAGCUACGUGCAGGAGAUCGGGAGGGCAGGGAGAGAUGGGGAACCGGCCCACUGUCAUCUCUUCCUGGAUCCUGAGGGAGGGGACCUGCAUGAGUUGCGGAGGCACAUCUAUGCCGAUACAGUGGACUACUACACUGUGAAGAAGCUGGUGCAGAAGGUGUUUCCUCCCUGCAGGUGCAGACAGAUCCACCAGAACCAGCAGGACCUAGCCAGGACUCAGGAGGAGGUUGAUGACUCCGAGAUGAUGGAACUGAUGGACACCUGUGAUGAGAACCCAGUUGAAACACCGGAACACACAACAGAGACUGGUCAGAACACCCCCAUCGAGCAGUUGGAACAGGUCAAAGUUCCUACUGAGGAUGUAUCAACUUUUCAACCACUGGACGGGGAGCAGAAACACCCACCAGAGUCAAGUGUUCCAUUUCCCCAGAGAGGGGAUGGCGAACAUGAAGAGGAGGAGCAGAUAGGGGGAGGUGAUGAUUUGCCCACGACUAGGGUGUGUCACACCCAUGAGAGGGCCAUACCUAUGCAGGACACUGUGGAAGCCCUGGACAUCACUGAGGAAGGUUUGGAGACUCUGCUGUGCUAUCUGGAGCUGCACCCUCAGCAGUGGGUAGAGCUGCUCCACCCCACCCUCUCCACCUGUAAGAUGGUCUGUUACAACGGCCCGCAUCAACUCCGCAAACUCACCAAAAUCUGCCCACCUGUUGCCGUAGUGUUAGCCCGAAAACGGCUGGCAGGGGAGCGAGUGGACACCUGUGAUUCGGUCGACUUUGAUGUGGUGGAGGUGGCAGACACUAUGGGCUGGCAGCUGGGUCUGGUGAAGAGAGGCCUCCGACAACUACAGUGGGCCACAAACAGAGGAGUCUUGGUGGAGUUCUCCAACCUGUCCUUCUACUUCCGUUCCUACGGUGAUUUGACCCCGGAUGAGAUGGACCAGGUGUGUGAGUUCCUGCAUGGCAGGGUGGUGGCCCAGGAGAGGACCAAACUGUACCAGCUCAAAGCCUGCUUCAAGGCCUUCCGCAGCGUUGCAUUCAAGAGCUGCAGUGUCUGUACGGACAAGCUGGACGAGAGCAGAAGCCUGAAGCUGAAAGGGCUUCUGGGGGAUUACUUUGAUAAGAGGAGAGAACUGGACCUGAGCAGGAAGUUCCAGGAGGAGAAGGAUGGCGAGGACGAGGAGGAGGAGUUGUUGAAAUGCAAGAUGAAGGACUUCGAGGGUCAGAUCAGAGCAGAUAUUCAGAGUUUCCUGGGCAACCGCAGUGAUGAGAAGUUCUCUGGCAGAGCCGUCGCUAGAAUAUUCUUUGGAAUUGGGAGUCCAUGUUACCCAGCUCAGACCUUCGGCAGGGACAAGAGAUACUGGAGAAAAUACAUCCAAUUUGAUUUUAAUGAAAUCAUCCGCUUUGCUAUUCAGGAGAUCAUUCGAUUCAAGUGAUGAAAUACCUACUCUAUCUAAAAAAAUAUAUAUAUAAAAAACAUGUAAAAAUACAUCUUACCUCGGCUGCAAACAUUAACAUUUUUUUAUUAUUUAUAAAUGGCUGUUUUAUGGUGUGGUUUCUGUAUUUUUGUUAUGUUUGUUUGGUGUACUGUACAUUUCAUGUAAUGUUCUUUGUAUGCCAAUUUAAUAAAAUGUAUUUUGUAUGAAAUGUAAGGGUAAGUGCUUGAUGUUAUUGAAACUUGUGUAUGCUCAGAACACUUUGAAGGUUGAAAAAGGUUCUCGGUCAAUGGUUGACUGAGUUUUACAGCAUGGGUCAAGUGCAUUGCAUUAUUAUAGUAGCUACACUACCGUUCAAAAGUUUGGGGUCACAGAGUUCUAGGCAGAGUUCCUCUGUCCAGU